GUGUGUGCGAGCUGGCUGGGAUGGACUGAGGGAGGGCGCUCUUUCAACUAUAGCUCCCUCUUGCUCUGAAACAAGCUAGCCCGAUAUAAUUGAAGAUUCCAGGUCUCUGAAUCAACAAGACAACAAAGUAUAUAUUUUAGUCUUUCACAGCCCACUCCAAACACACUAACACGGCAUUGAUGGUAAUGUAUGCAAGGAAACAACCGAGACUCGGCGAUGGGUGCGACCGAAGAGAUUCUCAGCCCUAUCAGACUCUCAAAUACUCAUCCAAGAGCCAUCCAGGAGGUGACCAUCGACAUGACAAGAUGCGAGACAACUCAGAUGUUAUUCCUCCCUGCAAAAUGCUCAGGAGGUCUGACAGCCCUGACAAACACCUUGACGGCACCGGUCACAGCAGAGCUAAGGCUGUCCACGCACACCGGGCUAGGGACAGAGAUGGAGGUACCAGUCAUUCACCACAGGAAAACUUGCACAACCACAGUAGUCUCCACAGUUCUAAUUCACAUUCUAACCCCAGCAAGACGUCAGACACGCCUCACGAGCCAGCCGAUGACUGGUCUGAGCACAUCAGCUCAUCCGGGAAGAAGUACUACUACAACUGUAGGACAGAGGUGUCCCAGUGGGAGAAGCCCAAAGAGUGGUUGGAGAGAGAACAAAAGCAGAAGGAGACUACCAAGACGGCAGUUGUCAACAGUUUCCCGAAAGACAGGGACUACCGAAGAGAGGCCAUGCAGGCAACAACAGUGCCGGCCUUCACUGGUCUUAAGUCAGCUCAGGUGGAGAAGCCUGCAGCGACCCUCACCAACCAGUCGCAGUCAUCAUCAAGCUCUGGCAGCUUAAAUACCUCUUCUGCGCCACCCGGGUCGUCUGCCUCCACAGUACCAGUGUCCCCAGUCCUGCAGUCCCCAGCCCCUCCUCUGCUCCAAGACCCUACGCUGCUUCGCCAACUUCUCCCUGCACUUCAGACGGCCCUGCAGCUCAAUAAUGCCAGUGUGGACAUGUCGAAAAUAAAUGAAGUUCUGACGGCCGCUGUUACGCAAGCUUCAUUACAGUCAAUGCUUCAUAAGAUUUUUACUGCUGGACCAUCACCUUUCAACAUCACUACUAUCCUUUCCCAAGCGGCUCAACUCUCCAGUCAAGCAGCUCAGCAAUCAAACCAGUCACCAAUGUCAUUAACGUCAGACGCUUCAUCGCCCCGGUCGUACGUUUCUCCAAGGAUCAGCACGCCGCAGACAAACGCUGGUCCACUGAAACCCCUUCUCAGCACGCAGUCGGCUUCACAAACAAAGCUGUCAAUUGGGAAGCAGGCAUCUCAUCCGCAGCCCACAUCCCAGCAGCCGCUCUCCAGCGAAAAGCAGCACAGUCACGAUGCCAUCACAGCAUCACCUCGCACCCUGCAGCGUCAGAGCAGUCAGAGGAGUCCCUCCCCAGGCCCUAACCCCAUUGCACCGAGCAGCAGCAAUGCCCCAACUUCCUCCUCCUCAACCACGAACUCCACUACCGCCCGGCCCUCCUGCUCCUUCACCCCCACCCUCGCUGCCCACUUCAAUGAGAAUCUCAUCAAGCAUGUGCAGGGUUGGCCUGCAGAGCACGCAGAGAAGCAGGCGUCAAGACUACGUGAAGAGGCUCACACGAUGGGAAGUAUCUGCAUGUCAGAGAACUGCACUGAGCUCAAAAACCUCCGCUCUCUGGUCAGAGUCUGUGAAAUCCAAGCAACGUUGCGUGAGCAGAGGAUACUCUUCCUGAGACAGCAAAUCAAAGAACUAGAAAAGUUGAAGAAUCAGAAUUCCUUCAUGGUCUGAGGACUGGGCGAAGCAGGUGACGGGGGCGAGGUCGACCCAUUGCACAGAAGGAGAGUUCGACUCCUCUUGAGUCCAGUCUUAAACACACACAGGAGCUGUUGUUGCUUUGUAUUUGGACCGUUUGGGCUGGACCGCCAAGAGGAGAUGGAACGCAGAGCUGUGAGGAGGAAAAGGGGUUGUUGGGGGCUUUACAAGACUCUGCUCUGUAAAACCCCUGGUGGGAAAACAAACUGUAGACUUCUUGUAGAUGUUGUUACCUAUGUUGUACAUAUGUUUUGUAGAUUGAAGCCAUGGAAAGCCAUGCCUAUCAAAGCUUUUGACAUCCAAAUUAAUCGACGGCGAGGCGGCUACACUGGUUACCAAGCCUUUUAUUCAUGUUAACUUGUCUGCAGACUUCAUUCGUCAGUUCAUAGAUCAUUGAACCAUCGAGCACGUACGCGCACGCAUGCUCCCCGAACAGAAACCUUCCAGUCCGCUUGUUCUCGACACAAACCGGGCUUUAAGGCAAGAACUCUUCGUAGCUUACGCCCCUCUGACGUCGAACCUCUGUGCUGUGGUGUAUCGCGCAGCGCGCUCGCCCGUGCUGGUCCACCAUAACUGCUCGCAAUGGUUCAGUGGUCUAUUUGCAGCUUGUGGUGGCCCUGCUUUCCCAGUCUGGACAACAACAGUGCCUGGUGGUUGGUGUGGUGGAGUGAGUGGCUUCUUUUUUUCUAAAAACUGAGGAGGCGUGAUGUCCUGCUGCUUGAGACUCUCCGACCCUUGCCCCCCAACCAGACCUCCUCCAGUCUGUGUGUCAUCAGUCUUCAGUUGAGGAAUGAUGCACUGACUGUUCCUCCCAAGUCCAACCUGCAGAGUGAAGAUCACCGGUGCAUUCCUUUUUUGUACAGUUGCCACAGCAGCAGCAGCAGAGAGAUGAAUGAAAGGUUUUUUUUUUUUUUUGUUGUUUUUUAAUUUAUUUACCAGAGUGAGGUUUCAUUUGCACUCGGUUGAGGAGUGAUGUCACCACUGGCCACGGUUCCGGUCAGAGCAGGGCGGUGAGAGGUGUGUUCUAAUAACCCGGUUGGACUUCAUUAGGACCCGGUUCUGUCACUGGAGGGUUGCUUCGUUCGAGCUAGUGCCUUGUUGAAAGUCUUAUCUGUCCACACGCCCACUUCAUCCUUCGACCGACUACUACAGGUCUUUCAACAAGCAUCGGGUGAUUAUUUCUGGUUUUCCGAUUCCGUUCCGAUGACUUCUCGCGGAGGAGCAGGGUCAUGCUCGGCUGCCAAUGGUCUUUUCUUCCUCACCAUACAAUGUAUCAGCGCUUCACCACAUCUUCAGUACAGUCGACCACAGCUUUGUAUAUUGUUUCCUGAAGUAUAUUGACAGAUGUAAUAAAAUAUGUCUCUCCAGGCUGGAGCGUGUUUCUUCAUUUUCUCCUGGCUGUCGCGCGCAGGUUUGACCGGGUCGGACUCACACUUGCCAAGGCAUUUGGAACGGUGGGAACUGCAGUGGGCAACCUGAUCUGAGAGGGCCUCAGCUGGGGAGGGUUUGUUGGCAGCCUGCAUUUACUGAGGGAUUCUACAAGGGGGAAAAUGUGAGAUUUUUUUUUAAUGGAGGAUGUGUUGUGUUUGGGGAAAAAACACUACAGUCUCUGACUGCAGUGGGGAAGUGACAGGUGACACAAACGGAAGUGAUGUGUCCGGCUGGACAACAUCACAAGUUAUUGGUGUUGUAGUGGUCGCUGUUUGAACACGUGGGGGCACUGUUGCACCGUGUUACCGAGUUGAAGAGCUUGGAGCUUCAUCACCAUGGUUAGUGGAUGGAUUCUGACGCCCCGAGUUGAACUUAAUCGAGGUUUAUAUAUUAUUCAUUAAAAGACUGAGAUGAUUCAAACAUUCGUAGUUUAUCACCUGAGUUUUCGUACAGGUUUGUCAUUUUGCGCACUUACAAAACUUUUCUUUUUCUCAAAUAUAUUGAG
Synchiropus splendidus (mandarinfish) is the source of this 3762-nucleotide messenger RNA. RefSeq names its product WW domain containing adaptor with coiled-coil a (gene waca). Gene Ontology annotation, molecular function: chromatin binding; RNA polymerase II complex binding. The record is from RefSeq and is a predicted model, not a curated record. Gene Ontology annotation, biological process: positive regulation of TORC1 signaling; regulation of autophagy. Gene Ontology annotation, cellular component: nucleus. Bases 180 to 1802 code for a protein of 540 amino acids. Lineage: Eukaryota; Metazoa; Chordata; Actinopteri; Syngnathiformes; Callionymidae. The transcript is spliced from 13 exons.